UUCUGGAGGAAUGUGACGUCAUGAGCUUGGAGGUGGAAACGCCGCCAGCUCCAAGCUGAGGAGCAUCAGUGACGACUGGAAACUUUCAGCGUUCAUCAUCUGAAACCUCAACUUGAUUGUUUGUUUGUUUUUUUCAUCACCAAAAGCUGACAGUUUGUUUCCAGCGGUGUGUGAUGGCUCGAUGACGUCACAGAAGCACGAGGAGAGUCGUGUUUCCUUCAGGGUCUUUGACCAGCGCGGCUGAAAGGAACAAAGAAGAUCCUGGAGAAAAGGCUCCUUCAAAGGACAGAGUGCCGCCCGGGGGCCGCCCCCCCCCCCCCCACAGGAGAGGACUCGGACACAAAGGCAGAGAAGGCGAGGAGCUGGUCACGUGGGAGGACGGCUUUGGGAGAGACAAGGAGAGAGGGGGGGGGGGGGCAUUCUUUGAAAAGGACAUUCAAAGCGUGAAGAAGAGCUGGAGUCCAGAGUCUUCAUCAAUCUCCCACAUAAUCCCCGCCCACAAAUCAGAGACUCCUGCCGCUCUGCAGAAACUAUGUCCUAGAAAACAGAACUAAAACGUCAGAGGAUGAAAAGGGAACUGGGAACGCUCUGAAAACAGAUCAGAGGACUCGACCUCUGAGACCGGUGGGUGUGAAGGGUUCCCUGGAGAACCCAGAGAACAUAUUGGUUCCGCAUGGAGAUAUUUGCACAAAUGUUCCUUAGAAGAGUUCACGUCCCUGUGUUUUUGGAGGGGGGGGGUGUCUCUGAAUGCUGACUGACAGCACAGAAAUGCAACCGCCGUGCGCGCGCUUUGUGCCACAAACGGAGCGCGUCUCCGCUGCUGGAGAGAGGGAGGGAGCGCAUCUCUCUCUCCUCUCAGACGUGUUUCGGUUUUCCGCGGCGGCUGAGCGCGCGAGCCUCACUCCUGACGUCAGGAGUGAUCAUCGCGGCUGCUCUCUAAUCCGGGUCUGCGUCUCUUCCCGCGGUCUGGAUGUUGACAUCUCUCCCAGCUGCGGCGCUCCGGAGCGGCGGCGUUCCACGCAUGCCCCCGCGCGCGGAGCAGCCGUGAUCCAGAGCUCAGCUCCGCGCGCACAGCCCCCCCCCCCCCCCCCCCCCCUGUAUCCGGACUCAAACCUGCGGGAUGUUCGGGCUCCACGCGCCCCCUCAGCUUCUGCUUCAGUGACCGUGGAUGGCAGCGGCAUGGAGAUCGCCUUGGUGAGCUUUGAAAACGGCGGCGCCAAAGGCGGCGGCGGGAAUGCCGAGGAGAACUGCCGGCACGCGCUGGAGGUCCCUCAACCGGGCUUCGUCCAAACGGCGCUGGGAGAGGAGCGCGGGAAGGAGCUGAACACCCGCGGGAGCCCCCGGCAGCAGCUGAGCCCCUGGAAGAUCAACGACAUGAACACCACGCUGAGCUGCAGCGAGAACGCCAUGGAUGCGCUUUUACGCGCGGACCACAGCCCCCACCUGUUCGACGAGGACCUGCUGGACAUGGACGUGGACGCGGAGAGCAACGAGCGGGUGCUCAUCAACAUCGCCGGGCUGAGGUACGAAACCCAGCUGGGCACUCUGAACCAGUUCCCGGAAACGCUGCUGGGAGACCCGGCCAAGAGGAUCAAGUACUUCGACCCGCUCCGGAACGAGUACUUCUUCGACCGGAACCGGCCCAGUUUCGACGGGAUUCUGUACUUUUAUCAGUCCGGGGGGAAGAUCCGCAGACCCGUCAACGUGUCCAUCGACGUGUUCGCCGACGAGAUCCGGUUCUACCAGCUGGGAGAAGAGGCCAUGGAGCGGUUCCGCGAGGACGAGGGCUUCAUCAAGGAGGAGGAGAAGCCGCUGCCCCAGAACGAGUUCCAGAAGCAGGUCUGGCUCAUCUUCGAGUACCCGGAGAGUUCGAGUCCGGCGCGGGGCAUCGCCAUCGUGUCCGUGAUCGUCAUCACCAUUUCCAUCAUCACCUUCUGCCUGGAGACGCUGCCGGAGUUCCGGGACGAGCGCGAGCUGGCCGUGAGCGUCCGGCCGGACAACGGCACGGCGCCGCGGCCCUCCCUCACCUUCUCGGACCCGUUCUUCAUCGUCGAGACCACCUGCGUCAUCUGGUUCACCUUCGAGCUGUUCGUGCGCUUCUUCGCGUGUCCCAGCAAGUCGGAGUUCUCCAAGACCAUCAUGAACAUCAUCGACAUCAUGUCCAUCAUGCCUUACUUCAUCACGGUGGGCACGGAGCUGGCGGAGCAGCAGGGCCAGGAGCACCAGAACGGCCAGCAGGCCAUGUCUCUGGCCAUCCUGAGGGUCAUCCGCCUGGUCCGGGUCUUCCGGAUCUUCAAGCUGUCCCGCCACUCCAAGGGGCUGCAGAUCCUGGGCCAGACUCUGAAAGCCAGCAUGCGCGAACUGGGGCUGCUCAUCUUCUUCCUCUUCAUCGGAGUCAUCCUCUUCUCCAGCGCCGUGUACUUCGCCGAGGCGGACGAGCCCGAGUCCCACUUCUCCAGCAUCCCCGACGCCUUCUGGUGGGCCGUGGUUACCAUGACGACGGUGGGCUACGGGGACAUGCGGCCGGUGACGGUCGGGGGGAAGAUCGUGGGCUCGCUGUGCGCCAUCGCGGGGGUUCUGACCAUCGCGCUGCCGGUUCCGGUCAUCGUGUCCAACUUCAACUACUUCUACCACCGCGAGACCGACCAGGACCAGUCCUCCCUGAAGGACGAGCCCGCAAGCGGCCGCGCCAGCCCCGAGCCGCGGCGCCGGGGCAGCCGGGCCUCCGCCAAGUCCCAGGACGCGGAGAAGAACGAGGGGGGCGACGGGGGGGAGAAGAACAUGAAGGCGAACAGCAGCGUGGACUUCAAGAAGUCCCUGUACGCCUUCUGCCUGGACACGCGCGAGACAGACCUGUAGACCCGGACCCGCCCGAGCCCGCAGAACCGCCCCCCAGCCUCACCCCCCUCCCCCGGGCUGCACAGGCUCAAAGGUCUCAACCCUCAACCUCAACUGUCCGCGCGUGCUCGAUUAAGGAAAAAACUUGCGCGUGAGCUAGUGGGAAACGGGAGUGAGGCGCGCGCGCAGCCGUCAGGAUAUGGGAUCAUUUCUGGACACGCAGAGGAUUAACGGAAUCUGAACAUGAACCUCGAGUGGGUCUCACGCUCACGCGCACAGACUUCAGACGAAAACAGAGGAUCUUUUUUCACGGAUUUUCCUUUUCCUGUUUGAAACUUUCAAAUCGAACUUUUCUGACAAACUGAGUGGAAGUACGACAGGAGCGGGGAGCACGUGCACGGAGGAGGCGCGCACACAUCAGAGGGCCAGCACCACCCACCCCCGCCCCCACCUGAAGAGGAGGAAGUCCCUCCUCCAGGAAGCAGCGGCUGCACUUCCACACCUGGGAAGUCUGUGCCUUCGACCAACGUUCCCGCUCAAACGUCCGGUUGUCCCUCGGGUUGGGGUGGAGCGGCUGCCUGAUGGAGUCCGGCUGGAGCUGCGGGGGUGGAAGAGCGAUGGGAACCAUCUGUUUGGCGUUUUUUACGCCCCGCUGGUUUUGGUGAUGACUGACUUGAGUGGAGAAGAAAUCCCUCUCUGUGCAAUACGAGUCCAUCUCAGUGUGACGCUGUCGUGUGGACGGACUCUCCGUUUAUUUUUGUAUCGCUGUUUUCCUGAUUUCUAUUUUUCUAAAAGACUGAAAAAAAAAACAACAAUGGGGGGGUCAUCCGCCUGAUGGACGGCUUCCUCUGACCCACCCCGUCCUGUGGCGACCAGCGCCAAAGCCAUAUCUGAAACAACCCUGUGCCACGUGACUUUAAACGCCCCACCAGCGGGAUGCAUUCGGGGUCCUCCGGACACCACAGCCUUGUUGUGUCUCCAGGAGCUUGAAGUGUUGAACCCCCCCGGUGUCACCACCUCUCACUAUUUUUUUACUUCCUCCAACAUAUCAGAUCUCCUCAGGAGGCGCGGGGGGGGGGCUUUUUUUCCAUCAAAAGUUUAAAACCAGAUUUAAGUUUUGGGGAAAACUGUAUUUUCAACAAUUUCCGAAUAUUGUGACGUGAUUUUUAGAGAAAAGUGGAAAAAAACUUGGUUUAUUUGUGUAUUAACCAAAAAAAGUGAACAUUUACUCAGGAAAUGACCUUUGACCCGCACCUGCACCCGUUUGAGGCCCAACGACGUCACCAGAAACCUCCGAGCUUUGGACCGUCUCCGUCCUGGACCAGAACCAAAGCGGAGGGUUUUUUGUCGUAUCAAAGCUUUUGUUGUUCCGAUGUUUGACUUCCAGAACAAAGAACAAGUGAAGCCGCCUUUGUGCUUUUAGAUGGUUCCUUCUCUCUGAGGCUGCGUUCUUCCACCUAGAACCUUCGUGAGUCCACGUGUUCCCUGUGAUUGUCAGUCUCAUGGAUCUUUGUUCCUCAGACGUUCUUCACUGUGAGACGUUCACUCAGAAACACUUUUCUCAACUGAACGCAGCUCAGGUCCAGGCUGGACGUCCAGGUCAGCUGGGAGGAGGUCUGCAGACUCCAUGUCCCAUGAUGCAUUUUGUUCAGAAAAGGUUUGUAAAAGUCUCCAGCAAAAGAACAAAUAUGCAAAAGUCAGUUAUUGGAAAACGUUAAAUCAGCUGUGAGCCGAAAAGACCAGAACCAAACCUGAAGAGGAACUGGUCCGAUAGAACCAUAAACCUGAAUUUGUUCCAGAGAAACGAUGAGUCCAGAACAGAACAGAAACUAGUUUACCCAAAGAACCGCUCAUAGUACCCCGGGGAGGGGCAAAUACCUUCUGACUGAUCUGUGAGUGAAACGGAAAACUCUGCUCCGAAUUUACGGAGAUCAUGGAACGUUCCUGAGCUUCUGAGGAACACAAGGAAAAACCAACAAACGUAAACAAAGGUCCACGAAGGUUUGAGGGUUCACAGUCAGUCUGAGGUUCCUGCAGGUUAGUCAGAAGGUUCUUGAUCAGUCAGUCUGAGGUUCCUGCAGGUUAGUCAGAAGGUUCUUGAUCAGUCAGUCUGAAGGUUAGUCAGAAGGUUCUUGAUCAGUCAGUCUGAAGGUUAGUCAGAAGGUUCUUGAUCAAUCAGUCUGAGGUUCCUGAAGGUUAGUCAGAAGGUUCUUGAUCAGUCAGUCUGAAGGUUAGUCAGAAGGUUCUUGAUCAAUCAGUCUGAGGUUCCUGAAGGUUAGUCAGAAGGUUCUUGAUCAGUCAGUCUGAGGUUCCUGAAGGUUAGUCAGAAGGUUCUUGAUCAGUCAGUCUGAAGGUUAGUCAGAAGGUUCUUGAUCAGUCAGUCUGAAGGUUAGUCAGAAGGUUCUUGAUCAGUCAGUCUGAGGUUCCUGAAGGUUAGUCAGAAGGUUCUUGAUCAGUCAGUCUGAGGUUCCUGAAGGUUAGUCAGAAGGUUCUUGAUCAGUCAGUCUGAGGUUCCUGAAGGUUAGUCAGAAGGUUCUUGAUCAGUCAGUCUGAGGUUCCUGAAGGUUAGUCAGAAGGUUCUUGAUCAGUCAGUCUGAGGUUCCUGAAGGUUAGUCAGAAGGUUCUUGAUCAGUCAGUCUGAGGUUCCUGCAGGUUAGUCAGAAGGUUCUUGAUCAGUCAGUCUGAGGUUCCUGCAGGUUAGUCAGAAGGUUCUUGAUCAGUCAGUCUGAGGUUCCUGCAGGUUAGUCAGAAGGUUCUUGAUCAGUCAGUCUGAAGGUUAGUCAGAAGGUUCUUGAUCAAUCAGUCUGAGGUUCCUGCAGGUUAGUCAGAAGGUUCUUGAUCAGUCAGUCUGACGUUCCUGCAGGUUAGUCAGAAGGUUCUUGAUCAAUCAGUCUGAGGUUCCUGCAGGUUAGUCAGAAGGUUCUUGAUCAGUCAGUCUGAGGUUCCUGCAGGUUAGUCAGAAGGUUCUUGAUCAAUCAGUCUGAGGUUCCUGCAGGUUAGUCAGAAGGUUCUUGAUCAGUCAGUCUGAGGUUCCUGAAGGUUAGUCAGAAGGUUCUUGAUCAGUCAGUCUGAGGUUCCUGCAGGUUAGUCAGAAGGUUCUUGAUCAAUCAGUCUGAGGUUCCUGCAGGUUAGUCAGAAGGUUCUUGAUCAAUCAGUCUGAGGUUCCUGCAGGUUAGUCAGAAGGUUCUUGAUCAAUCAGUCUGAGGUUCCUGCAGGUUAGUCAGAAGGUUCUUGAUCAGUCAGUCUGAGGUUCCUGCAGGUUAGUCAGAAGGUUCUUGAUCAAUCAGUCUGAGGUUCCUGCAGGUUAGUCAGAAGGUUCUUGAUCAGUCAGUCUGAGGUUCCUGCAGGUUAGUCAGAAGGUUCUUGAUCAGUCAGUCUGAAGGUUAGUCAGAAGGUUCUUGAUCAAUCAGUCUGAGGUUCCUGCAGGUUAGUCAGAAGGUUCUUGAUCAGUCAGUCUGAAGGUUAGUCAGAAGGUUCUUGAUCAAUCAGUCUGAGGUUCCUGCAGGUUAGUCAGAAGGUUCUUGAUCAAUCAGUCUGAGGUUCCUGCAGGUUAGUCAGAAGGUUCUUGAUCAAUCAGUCUGAGGUUCCUGCAGGUUAGUCAGAAGGUUCUUGAUCAAUCAGUCUGAGGUUCCUGAAGGUUAGUCAGAAGGUUCUUGAUCAGUCAGUCUGAAGGUUAGUCAGAAGGUUCUUGAUCAAUCAGUCUGAGGUUCCUGCAGGUUAGUCAGAAGGUUCUUGAUCAGUCAGUCUGAAGGUUAGUCAGAAGGUUCUUGAUCAAUCAGUCUGAGGUUCCUGAAGGUUAGUCAGAAGGUUCUUGAUCAGUCAGUCUGAAGGUUAGUCAGAAGGUUCUUGAUCAGUCAGUCUGAGGUUCCUGCAGGUUAGUCAGAAGGUUCUUGAUCAGUCAGUCUGAAGGUUAGUCAGAAGGUUCUUGAUCAGUCAGUCUGAGGUUCCUGCAGGUUAGUCAGAAGGUUCUUGAUCAGUCAGUCUGAAGGGUCCUGCCCUUUUCCAGAUUUCACCUUGAAGUUCUUGUUUGUCUGCUCUCCUCUCCCCUCUGGUUCUUCCUGAACUCACGUACGCUCUAGUGAGGGUUUGGUUCCGCUUGUGCUUCUCAGGGAACCAUCGUUCUCUUCAGAAACAUGGAGAGAUUUGAAAGAUCUGCUGUCAGGGAGCUGUUCACCCAGAACCGGACCUUUAGGACCAUAAGAUUAUCAUGAUGCACAAACUUCCUCAGGGUUCUUCUGUGAACUUUAUGUCCAGCAGAAAAAUCAAACUUAAUCAGAACUUUUGACACGUGGACCAGAACAUGGCUGAAGGUCCUGGUCUGGAUUCUGGUUUGAGAGUCGUGGCUGACCUUUGCUGAGUCGGCUGUAAGCAGACAGGGACAUCUAUGACCCAGAAGGUCCAGACUGGAUCUACAUCUGCUGGUGUCAGCGCGGUCCAUGUCUGAGCAGAAAGUUCCUUUUCACUGCAGACACCGUCCACCAACUGUGGGCGGAGUCUGGAUGGUCCACGCUCCGCCCUCAUCCUUCAGGGCUGAGACAGCCAAACUUCUGGGAAGAAGCCAAACCUGUGUGGACCGGGUUAAAGAGGUUCUGCUGCCGUCUCCUCCUGUUCAUCUCUGAAGAAUUCUGUCUGUUCAAAUGUUGGUUGUUUAUGCAGAAGACUUAAGAAAUAAAGGAAGAAACCCACAGG
This is a messenger RNA of Oryzias latipes (Japanese medaka), 7527 nucleotides long. RefSeq names its product potassium voltage-gated channel subfamily A member 5. The record is from RefSeq and is a predicted model, not a curated record. Lineage: Eukaryota; Metazoa; Chordata; Actinopteri; Beloniformes; Adrianichthyidae. Gene Ontology annotation, cellular component: intercalated disc; membrane; voltage-gated potassium channel complex. Gene Ontology annotation, biological process: protein homooligomerization; action potential; potassium ion transmembrane transport. Gene Ontology annotation, molecular function: delayed rectifier potassium channel activity; protein binding.